Penicillium nucicola is the source of this 1785-nucleotide messenger RNA. RefSeq lists its product as uncharacterized. The record is from RefSeq and is a predicted model, not a curated record. The transcript is spliced from 2 exons. Lineage: Eukaryota; Fungi; Ascomycota; Eurotiomycetes; Eurotiales; Aspergillaceae. Gene Ontology annotation, biological process: nuclear-transcribed mRNA catabolic process, nonsense-mediated decay. Bases 1 to 1785 code for a protein of 594 amino acids. Gene Ontology annotation, cellular component: telomerase holoenzyme complex. Gene Ontology annotation, molecular function: telomeric repeat DNA binding; protein binding; telomerase RNA binding.
AUGCCUGUGUAUGACCGUCGUGAUAUACCACUGCAGCAAGCCCAGAUAGCUCUUGAGCGUCGCAUGAGCAAGUUUUUUCUGGAAGACCACAACUCAUACCCUGGCCAUCCCGAAGUUGCACAGGACGCAAGUUCGCAGAUGAUCAAACAGUUGCAUACCAACCCUAUCACUGAAGAACAUCUCACUCAUGAGGUGAGAUCAAUCUAUGACGGGCUGGUCAAAGUGGAGAAAAAAUGCAUCGAGGUGAUCAACUGUUUUUCGCAGUUGAGCCCGGAAACAGAAUUGUCUCGGGAUCAGUGGAGUACAGUGAUCUCGGUGCACCGAAUGCUUCUCCAUGAACAUCACGAUUUUUUCCUUGCCUCGCAGCAUCCUUCUGCCAGUUCAGCCGUGAAGCAUCUCGCGGAAAAAUAUGCUAUGCCUGCGCGCAUGUGGCGCUAUGGAAUUCAUUCUCCAUUGGAAUUUUUGCGCAAAAGAUUGCCUAUCGCGCUAGAUCACAUGGUAGCAUUUAUAUACCUCUCGUAUUCGAUGAUGACCCUUCUUCUGGAAAGUGUCCCAUAUUUCAGGGGGACCUGGAUCGAGUGCUUAGGGGAUCUAGCUAGGUACCGGAUGGCAGUGGAGACCACAGAUGUGACAGAUCGUGAUAUCUGGGCACGGGUCUCGAAGUAUUGGUAUAACCAAGAUACCGACAAAUGUCCUGAGACCGGUCGAAUACAGCAUCACCUUGCAGUGCUCUCUCGCCCGGAUGCUCUGCAGCAGCUCUUCUACUACACGAAAGCGUUGAUCAGUGUGCGCCCAUUUGCAAACGCGCGAGUAAGCAUGGCUCAGUUGUUCAACCCUAUCUUGAGUGCACCGACUACCGAAUUAUUCACUCCGGUCAUUUCCUUUGUGGCUGCUCAUGGUGCUCUUUUCAUGCGCAUGCCAAAUGAGAAUUUUGUUGCCCGGUCCAAGCUUUUCCUUUCUAAUCUACGCCAGGAGGUGAGCCAGCUAGGCCGAGAGGGACAGCAAGGCGUCUAUAUCACAUCCUGUAAUAUCGCUGCGAUUUUUCAGUAUGGAGAUAAUGAUGGAGCCUUGGCUACGGAGUUCACGUUUGACGAAAAAACCAGAGAGAAUGCCUAUGUCAUUUCACGACAGUGGGCGUCUACGAGAGCGCCAAUCAACCCAAAUAACCACCAUUAUACCGAUAUUGCAUCUCAAUAUGCAUUCAGCGCAAGCUCACUCACGUUUCACACUUUGAUCAUCAUUCUAGGUCAAGUCGGUGACUCUGGCCUACAACCAUCCGUACAUGCCUCAAUGGCAUUUGUGUGGUGCCUCACACUCAACCCAGCAGCUAUUCAACGACUGGAGCCGCUGGUUCCAUGGACGACCCUCGCAAAUUACUUAAACACUUUACUGCUGCCCGACACCAACAUUGAAAAAAUCGAAAGUAAAUCUUUCCCCCGAAUUGAAGGAUUUUCUUCGCAACAGCUACCGGAGGACUUUUUGAUUAGAGGGCAGACAUGGAGUCGGAUUUAUUACCCAGCACAAUUCUUUGACGAGACGGAUAUAGAGGACGACAGACCAUUGAUUGGGGAGCAAUCGAUAAUGCUCCCCAGAAGACACAGAUGUUUGUGGUUAGGAGUGCGGAUCGCAAGUUUCUCUCGUUGGAUGACAUAUGACCAUACUCGCCGGUUCACACCUACCAGACUCGCGUACGAAUAUUCGCCUAUUGCUCAGUCUACCGAUCACCUCAGUGGCAACAUUUACUUGGCUUCUGGUCCCUUCGACCAAGAUAUGGAGGGGGCUUGA